AUGGAAGUGAAGGAAUAUCCACAUCCCAAGCACAAAAACUUUGUCUUGUACGACCUCCCCGGUGUGGGAACGCAGCAGUUUCCCCGCGAGUCCUACGUAGAGAAAGUUAACUUCAACGAGUACGACUUCUACAUGAUACUGUCUGCCACUCGUUUUACGGAAAACGAUGCGUGGCUCGGUCAGAAAGUAAAGGAGCAAGGGAAGAAGUUCUUCUUUGUGAGAACAAAAAUCGAUACCGAUAUGUAUAACGAAAAGAAGGAUUCUGGGGUAAACUUCAACGAAGAAAGAAGCCUGCGAAAGAUAAGAGAAGAUGCGGAACGCAAUCUUCGAGGUUUGAACGCAAAAGUUUAUCUGAUAUCAACUGAACUUCGAAAAAUAAACCUGUUUGAUUUUGAUCGAUUAAUGCAAGAUGUGAUCGAGGGAACUCCGCAAGUGAAGAAGGAAUCCUUGGUUUUCAUUUUACCAUCGCUUACCGAAAAUGUCAUCUUGGAGAAAGAGAAAGCUCUGUCUAACAGAGCCUUAAAAAUGGCUAUUGCGGCAGGUAUUGCUGGGCUUACACCAUUGCCAGGUGUGAGCGAGUUAGUCGACAUAGCAAUCCUUUCCCAUGAAGCGGAGUUUUACCGGAAGCAGUUCAAUCUUGAUGAGAAAUCGAUAAAGGAAUAUGAGACGGAAUUUGCAAUAAACAUUGAUACCCUAGGCUUGAUUACGCGUCCGAUUGUCUUUUCAAUAAUUGAUUUAUUGAAAUUAUGUGCCGUUGCAGUUGCUGGAAAGGGUGGUAAAAUCGCUCUUACGAUGGUCGUUGGGCUUGAUACAAUUAUUGCUGGAAUAACUGCCUUUCAAAAUACACUUGCAUUGCUUCAGGAUCUUUUAAAGAAAUUGAAAGAGGAUGCCCUAAAAAUCAACUAUGUAAUAGCAAAACGGUUGGCUGAAUCGAUUCCAACAACGACACACACGCGUAGUCAUAAAAUAAAAGGACGCCUUUAG
Molecule: messenger RNA, 984 nt
Organism: Mya arenaria
Lineage: Eukaryota; Metazoa; Mollusca; Bivalvia; Myida; Myidae
Product: T-cell-specific guanine nucleotide triphosphate-binding protein 2-like
Exons: 1
Coding region: 1-984 (327 amino acids)
Cellular component (GO): membrane
Molecular function (GO): GTP binding
Source: RefSeq, a predicted model, not a curated record